AGAGUGGAGCCAUGUCUGCUAAAGAAGCGAGUAGUGGGAGUGAGGCAGGUGAACCGGGAGCUGCUGCAAAAUCCGCCAGGAAACGGAUCAACUUGGAAGCGUUGGGUCGACAGGUAUGUCGGUUUAGCUAUCCCUCUUGAGUUACACUUGUGGACGUCUCCCACACGGUAUAAAGGCCCAAAUGGAGCGUAUCUUGCAUAACAGAGAACGAACUCACCUCGGCGGCAUGGACAUUGCCGAGCAUCUCGUUGUAGAUUGGGAGAAAAUCGGGGAUCCGUCUUACCAGAAGCUGAUUGUAAGUGUAUCCGCGCAGUGUGCGAGUAGCUAUAUAGAAUCUAGCUGCGCUUUUUUGAGUAAACAAUAGCAGUUUCCGCUGCGGGCUACCCCAGAGUCAGUUGUUAAAUAGGAUAGGAAGUGAACUCAAGGCCGUGGGUGAGGUCCGGCCGGCGACAGAGAAACUAUGGCGAGCGCUAGACCCAGCAGUACCUACUACGCCGAGAGCUUAGAAGAAAGUUCCAUUGGAGACGUCAGCACUCUACGAACCAAGCUUCAGUCGCGGAGAGCCCAGCUCAACGUAGAGAUAGAGAAAGAGGACAAGUUCCACCAGGGGUCUAAGAGACUAGUCCGGGCCUCCAGCGACCACAAGGCUCGAGACCAGGCUCAGCUGGAGGCAAGCUUUGCUGAGUCAAAGAUACGAGUCCACCAAGCUGAGCUGGCCAAGAUCAACAGCUCUCUACAGGCCUACCAGCAAGAGGGCCUGCGGAGCUCCCAGCCUCCUCUCAUACCGUUUGCCCUGAAGACAACUGCCCGGCUGAGUGUGGUGUCGUCCUUUACCGACACCAUCUCUGGCCACUACCACAUGGACCCUGCUGCCCUCCUGGACCAGAUCUACGAGUUCCAGGAACUCAGAUACGCGGUGUCGAACGUGACGAGAGACGAGAGUGGGGUGGAGUCACUCCUGGAGUACCACAAUCAACUCCAGUUAGUCAGCAAGAGACUAAUUCACCCCAAACUCCGCCACGGCCUGGCCUUCAUCUGGUAUGACGCUAUCAAUGGUCUACCUGCUGUCCAGCAAAGUGUGACAUUUGAGAAGGCCUGUAUUAUCUUCAAUAUAGCAGCUCUCCACAGUCAGAUGGCCGCACAAGAAGAUCGCUCCACAGUAGCGGGGGCGAGUCGAGCAGUCGCGUCACUAGAGAAAGGAAUUGGAGCCCUGGAGUACAUGAAGGACCGCUUCUCAAACUCACCAACUCUCGACAUGUCUGAUGAACUUCUCUCCUUCCUCUCUGACCUCCUGCGAGCCCAAGCGCAGGAGGUGCGCUGGGAGAGGGAGCAGCUGGAGAUGAAGCGGACGGAGCCAUCCACCAUCAUCGACGCAGCUCACAAGACAAAGAGUGUGGCAGAGUGUUAUUCCCCACUCAAAGAGCUAGUGGAAGACAACAGCAUGAAGGGUUACCUGCCAGAGUGCUGGAUCAGCUAUGUGAAGGUAAAGGAGGCCCACUACAAAGCACUGGCUCACUAUUACGCAGCUCUGGCCCACGAUCAUCUGGCUUCUGCCUGCAAGGGGGAGGAGGUGGUGGGUGAGGAGGUGAGAAUGGAGCUCAAGUUCCUCUAUGCAGUGGACAGUGAGGAGGCCCAGGAUGCCAUCACUGCCAGCAACCAGCAGUACCACGUCGGACUCGCUAAAGCCCACCUGAACUGUGCAGUACUUGCCCACGAGUACGCUCUCAAGUACAACAGCUACAGUAGAGAUCUGUCAGACAUCAAGCCACUCUGUCAGAUGUUGCAAGAUGCUGCGGCCAGGACGAGAGCCAAGAAGGAAGAGAUGAGUGAAGAGGAAGGAGCAUCCAUCAUGGCACCUGCCAUCAAACCCUCAGAGAUUACUCUGAAGCCAGUGUUUCCAGAGUUCUCGUCAGUGGAGGUCGAAGACUUGUUCCGUUCUCUUGGUCCUCUGCCAGCUUUCUCGGCUGAGAAUUCGUGGUCUACUCCGCGAGUACUGACUAUCCACAGAGGGAAGGGUGGACUGGGCCUCUCGCUGAGAGGUUCACGACCUUCAUCUGUGUCUGCAGUUGAAGACGGCAGUCCAGCUGAGGAUAUGGGAGUGUGUGUUGGUGACUGGGUACUGGCAGUUGACGGUAGGGACGUCAGAUACAAGUCACACAACGAUGCAAUCGCCAUAGUGACGGACUGUGGCGAUGAAGUCACUUUUGAACUCGUUACACCCACAUAGCCAAUGUACCCCCUCCCCUACCACCAUUUUUAGCUACAAAUGCAUUAUGUCAAGUCGUCUGAAGAUGACGACGCAGUGUUUCAAAGCGCGCAUGCGCACCAACACGUUGGAGGUGGAGCCCCCGCGCUGCAUUGCUGGUCAUCAUGGCAGGACUUGGAGUGGUAUUACUGGCGUCCCUCUGUCUUCUACCGACUCUGCACACCAUCACACCAACCCUCCAAAGACUCUCCACCGCCACUAGACCUUCGCCCAGCCGGCCUGGAGAAAUAUGGACCAACUGCAGUGAGGUAGGAGACCCGGUGGACAUAAAGAGUGUAUCCAUCUACCCGUACCCUCCCAAGAUGGGACAUCGCGUGUCUCUGCUGGUUGAUCUGACACUCAAGGAGAAUGUCACUAAUGGUUCAGUGUCCGCUGAGCUAAAGUAUGGGAUCAUAACUGUGUUCAGUAAGACGUGGGGUAUGUGUGAGUUUGCCAAGACGCAGGACUGGCCCUGCCCCCUCUCUCCCGGGGCCCUCCAAGUCAAGUUCAACACCACUAUCCCACCGUUAGUAGCUCAUGGGCGGGUGACUUGGAGGGGAUAUGCCAAGGACCAGAAUGGACUGGAGCUCGUGUGUGUGGCAAUGGACUUCCAGAUAUGACUUUGUACCCGCUCCCCCCUCCUAUUGUCUUGUUUUUUUUAGUGCUGUUCUCUGUUAUACAUGUGACUUUUAUUCCACUUUUAUUAUAGCUAACUGUGUGAUUAACCACUACUUCCGUUUCGUCGCGUCUACACUCAGUGCCGCGCUCAGUGAUAGAAAGUAAUUAGCUAUGAAGGCAGCAGUAGUGUUGGUGCUGGUAGUGACGGCGGCAGUGGCCAUCCCGGUCCAGUGGCUAGAGCUGGAGUCAGCCAAGACUCUGCAGAAUGACCAGACUACUCGUCUCGGAGACGUCUACGAGUUUUGCAAUAAAUCGGUAGACCCUCUGGUCAUUACUGGCCUGACGUUGAGCCCUGACCCACCGAAGGAGGGAAAGCCUCUAACUAUCACCGUCAGCUAUACACUCACUGAAAAAGUGACUGGCGGAAUGAUCAAGGUCGACGCGGAGUUGGACAACGUGCCACUGUACAAUGGCAGCGUUGAUCUUUGCGACUUACUCGUUCAGGUGGGAGAGAAGUGUCCCAUCGACCCAAUGUCUGCAAGAAACACAACCACCGUCAGUAUUCCUGUAGUUCACGGUAACUUCAAAGCUAGUGCAGUCGCGACGGACGAAUUUGGGAACGAGCUGGCAUGUAUUACUGUUGGUUUCAAAUUCUAACAAACAUGUGUAUAGUGUGGUGAUGUUUCGUGUUCCCUAUCUCUACUACGCAUGCGCUAUUAUUAUCUUUUGCGUAGGUGUGUAUAAAAAUAGUCGUGAUGCUGGGGCUUCAUCUCUCUGCCUCUCUUUCGUGCUAUACUAAAUUUGGCCGGAAGUAUGUCGAUCACGUGUUAUCCACGAAAGAUUCAUAAUCUUGUGGUCCAACCCUUGUGCAUCGGGCAAAGCCAGCAGCUAUGAAGGCAGCAGUAGUGUUGGUGCUGGUAGUGACGGCGGCAGUGGCCAUCCCGGUCCAAUGGCUAGAGCUGGAGUCAGCCAAGACUCUGCAGAAAGGCCGUCUCGGAGACGUGUACAAGAACUGCAGUAAGUCAACGGACCCGCUGCACAUUAUCAGCUUGACCCUGAGCCCUGACCCACCAGAGAAGGGAAAGAAUCUGACCAUCUCUGUCGAGUAUGAUCUGACGGAGGAGGUGACCGGUGGAGAGAUCAAGGUGAACAUCAAGUAUGACUCGAUCAUACCAUAUGACAAAACCGUCGACAUUUGUGACGUACUGAAAACAGUAAAUCUAUCGUGUCCUAUUAAACCAGUCCAGUCCAGAUUCACUAUCUCCAAAGAAAUUCCCAGUGAUGUGCCUGGGGGACACUACACUGGAAGCGUAGUUGCAAGUGACCAGAACGGCCAGGAGCUGGCCUGUUUUGACCUUGACUUCCAUCUCUAAGACGAUCUAAGCUACUUUGUGUCGCAUGAGUCGACAGGUCUUUGUUUUUAGAACAGUUUUAGCCUAUUAGCUAUACCACUUCCUUGCACUAAGUGAGGGGGAUGAUGACAUUGUUGUUUGCAA
Messenger RNA from Geodia barretti, 4359 nucleotides. NCBI's taxonomy places the organism in Eukaryota, Metazoa, Porifera, Demospongiae, Tetractinellida, Geodiidae. The record is from the annotation of a GenBank genome assembly.